AACUCCUAUUUUAUGGACAUAAAGGAAUCAUUUGUGUGUAUAAAAAUUAGUUGCACAAAUGUCCGAAAACUUCAGCUGCUUUAUGUAUCUUUGAUAUUGCCUGGUUUCGUAACUGGCAAUAACAAAAUGGUCUCAAUCUAUCGUAUCGCUUUCCCAUUCUAUAAAACCGGCUGCGUUGAGCUGUUUAAACGGAGUCUUUUUGCCAAACAAAAUGGAUUAUCGCGCUUGGCAGUGGCCGCUAUUUCUCACUCUGUGGAGCCUUGCUCAAGGCAAGCGACCCUUUACAAUAGAGCUGCACAACUUUACCUGUGUUAUUGUUGAUCCCACAAUUGGGAAAGAACUAACCUGUAUCCUGCACCGUAAGCGCGUUGCUCCCGCCGUAUCUGUUUUUUUCAGUCUAUACGAAACCCAGAAUGAGUUCAGCAUAGUCUUUCAAAUGGAUCUGCUCAAAAAGGAUAAUAGCAAACUAAACCUAGCGAACAAUAAACUCGAUGGCUGCAAGUUUCUGGGCUCCAUCUACGGCAACAAUAUUUACGGAAAGUUCUUUAAACGUAUUCAAAGUGUUAGCAAUUUACCCAAAAAAUGUCCACUUCGCGGCAAGAAGCUCUAUGCAAUACGCAACUAUACGAUACUUGCCGAUGAACUGCCACCAAAUUUGCCCGAAUUGACAUAUCUGCUACGACUGAAAAUAAUAAAAGCUGAUGAUGUUGUUGCCGAUGUCCUUGUUGUCGGCAAAAUCAUCCAUUGA
Molecule: messenger RNA, 748 nt
Organism: Drosophila novamexicana
Lineage: Eukaryota; Metazoa; Arthropoda; Insecta; Diptera; Drosophilidae
Exons: 5
Coding region: 212-748 (178 amino acids)
Source: RefSeq, a predicted model, not a curated record